Sphaeramia orbicularis (orbiculate cardinalfish) is the source of this 3032-nucleotide messenger RNA. RefSeq names its product double C2-like domain-containing protein alpha. NCBI's taxonomy places the organism in Eukaryota, Metazoa, Chordata, Actinopteri, Kurtiformes, Apogonidae. Gene Ontology annotation, cellular component: extrinsic component of synaptic vesicle membrane; synapse. Gene Ontology annotation, biological process: regulation of calcium ion-dependent exocytosis; spontaneous neurotransmitter secretion; exocytosis. The transcript has 11 exons. The record is from RefSeq and is a predicted model, not a curated record. Bases 269 to 1639 code for a protein of 456 amino acids.
CUCCUCCUCAUCUUCCUCCUCCAGCAUGCUGCGCUCCUGUCUGCCCUCUGCUCCUCGUUUUCAUCUCAACUUGAACUAUCUGUGCAUUUAAUUUUUAAUGAUACACGUAGAGCUCGCUCAUUCCUGCUCUUCCACUCUCCUUCUUUCUCUUGCUCUCUCUCUCUCUCUCUCUGUCUCUCUCUCUUUAUCUCUCUACUCUCGGCUCCUCUCUUCGCCACCUGUUAGUUAGUCUCCUUCUUGCCUCCGCACUGGAAUCCCCCAUUUUUUUAUGAGGAGUUUCACACUUGUGCUAUCACUGAGCCCUAUGACUGUGAGAAAAGGAAAACGUUUAGCCAUCUCCAUCCAGGAGCACAUGGCCAUCGACGUCUGUCCAGGCCCCAUCCGUCCUAUCCGUCAAAUCUCUGCCUACUUCCCUCGUCUCUCGCCCACUUCUUCUUUCUCUGAGCCGCUAUCGCCCAAUCAGGUGGGGGCUCCCAGUGCUCUCAGCCCUGGCAGUGCAGGCCAGAGUGGAGGGGCUAUCGGAGUCGGGGGAGGAGGAGGUGGAGGAGGAGGGAGCAGUGGCCUGUUAUCGCCGCUGUUACCAGGGGCAGCAGGAGGAGGGGGCUCACUGUCUGCUAUGAGCAGCAUGGACACCUCCAUCGAGAUCGACAGCUGUGACAGCGACGAUAACACGUCCUUGGGGACACUAGAGUUUGACCUCCUGUAUGAGAGAGCCACCAGCUCCUUACACUGCACUGUCCUGAGAGCUAAGGGUCUGAAGCCGAUGGAUUUUAAUGGUUUAGCUGAUCCUUAUGUGAAGCUGCAUCUGCUGCCUGGAGCCUGCAAGGCCAAUAAACUGAAAACCAAGACUGUUCGCAACACGCUGAACCCUGUGUGGAAUGAAACACUCACCUACUGUGGAAUCACUGAGGAGGACAUGUACCGCAAAACGCUCCGAGUGUCCGUGUGUGACGAAGACAAGCUGACACAUAAUGAGUUCAUUGGGGAGUCGCGGGUGGCCCUGCGCCGUGUGAAGCCUGACCAGACCAAACACUUUAACAUCUGUCUGGAGCAUCCUCCUCCUCUGCCGUCGCCGACUGCGAUGAGUACAGCGCUGAGAGGAAUCUCCUGCUACCUGAGAGAGUGGGAGACAGAGCAGCAGAGGAGUUUAGAGGAGAGGGGUCGCUUACUGCUCUGUCUGCAGUACCUCCCACCGGCCACUGACGGCGAUCUGAAGGGCGAGGCCAAAGACAGGGCUCGUGGUGGACUGUGUGUGGGCGUCAAACGCUGCGCCCACCUGGCAGCAAUGGAUGUCAACGGCUACUCCGACCCCUACGUCAAAACGUACCUCAAACCAGACGUACAGAAGAAAUCCAAGCACAAAACAGCAGUUAUGAAAAAAACACUCAACCCGGAGUUUAAUGAGGAGUUCUUCUAUGAAAUCUCCUUCUCGGAGUUGGCAACCAAGACCCUGGAGGUCACAGUGUGGGACUAUGACUUAGGAAAGUCCAACGACUUCAUAGGGGGGGUGUCCCUAGGGUGCCACUCACAGGGAGAGACUCUGCAGCACUGGAUAGACUGUCUGAAGAACAAAGGCCAGAAGGUGGAGCGUUGGCACACGCUGACCAACGAGCUGCCAGGAUCCACACUGCAGGAAUGAACUGCUCUUCUUCAGCUGCACCGACAACCGGAGAGACUGCCUGAAGACCAGGGAUGAGAGACAUUCCAUCGCAUGCUCUGAGGAUUUUCUGCAUGACUAAAAGGGAUUCAAAUCCUACUUACUUUGUGUCACAAAUGAGUACAUGACAGCGGUCACAUUCAGAGAACAAUACCAAUCUAAAUAGACCUAAUGCAAAUGUGAGGAACUGCAAACCAGAAUGAGAAUAUGAGGAGGAGAAAUUUUCAUAAUCAUAUUCAUAGAGAUCCAUGUCUCUUUUGUUGAUUUAAUGUCACUCUAAAUACUCCUUUGCACCGGUCAGAUCUCAAUAAACAACAAGCAAAAUUGAAACCGUGCAAGAAAAUAUAAUGAGAGAGAAAGCUGACAUAUUCUGCUGUAUCUCUCUCAUGUUGCCCCUCAUUUUGCUUGCUCUUAUUAUUAAAUUUGGUAAUUUUCAUUAACCGUUGUCAUUAUAAGCUCACCGUUAUGACCGUGUGUCUCAAAGCGUACAUACCUCUCCCUUGCAAUAACGUUUUGCCUAAUGCUUCCGAAGAUUUCCAAGUGGUCUUAAUACUGUCACACAUUUUGUAUGUAAUGAUCUGAUUGCUACUGGAUCACCUGCAGACAGCACAACCUAAUAGGAUAAUUGAUUCUUCCACGUUAAUGGUUUGUGUCAGUUUUUUGCAUGUUUGGUGUUGGUCGAGCAAAGUAAAAGAAAAUAAUCUGCUGCAGGAUCAGAUGUUUCAUCAUUGUGAUGUUCCCACUACUCCUGAGGUGUGUUUGUUGUUCUGAUUAAAAAGAAAUGCAUUUUGAAUGAAUUUGAGGGUUAAAAAAAAAGAAAAAGUUUUUCUUAUUCACAGGUGUUUGAUGUGUCAGAUAAUACUGUGUCAGACUAUUGUUGAUGACACAUUGAUGUUCAUUUGGAUUCCCCUGAUUUGUACAGAGGAAAGAAGUAAUUAAGGCAGAAGUUUCACAGCUAAUGUUUUGUCAUCAGCCGUAUAUUUACUUUCUGAAUUGCAAAUAUGGACGGUGUGUAGAGCACAGUGUUGUUCUGCUAUCUCUCCAUGGCUGCUGCUGCUUCACUCUGGAUUGCAUUAACCAAGCAGCAGGUUUUAUCUGUGCAUUGCCCCAUGUGGCAUGCUGAAAGUACCAGUGGUGUUUAUAUGUAAAUAUAUAUUGUGUUUUGCUUAAUUUGGCUGUUUGUCAUUUGGGAUUUGACGUGUGCCUGCUUUUCUUCUUCUUCUUCUUCUUCUUCUUCUUCUCAUAAAACAUACGUAUUCAUUUACAUGCAAGCAUUUAUGAAUUUCUAUGAUUUUUGCUCCCAAGUGGCCUCUGAAUUCCUGAUGUUUACACGCAGAGCAGCUGAGGUCCAAUAAAGCCAAUACUGCCACCCAGC